Mytilinidion resinicola is the source of this 591-nucleotide messenger RNA. RefSeq lists its product as uncharacterized. The record is from RefSeq and is a predicted model, not a curated record. The transcript has a single exon. Bases 1 to 591 code for a protein of 196 amino acids. NCBI's taxonomy places the organism in Eukaryota, Fungi, Ascomycota, Dothideomycetes, Mytilinidiales, Mytilinidiaceae.
AUGCAGCUCGUAUGCCCGCGUGGAGGCCCCCGAGGACCGCCGACGCGGGAUCGCAAGCCCCUUUCGCCGCACAGUGUCGCCGAUUCCUCUCACGGGCACCGCCAGCCAGCACCGCCAAAGCCAAAAACAACCUCACGGGCCGUCGACACCGGCUCGCUGGGCAGCGACCGCGACGGCGGCGGCGUGCUGGUGCUGAUCGCGGGCGGCCACGCUGCGUGCAUGGCUCAGCGGCGCGGUGCCUGCUGCAUGACUUUCGACGAAAGCCCUGCACGUCGCCGUCCACAGGAGCGAGUGGAGGAGUCCUGCGCUCCACGGCACGUUGUCGCCGGGAUGCGUGUGCAGCGGGCGGCGUCGGCCUCUCAGACAGCAGCACCAGGUCCACCAGGUCAACCAGGUUUCGACUGCUGCACCGCCGUUUGGCGCUCCUCAAAGCCCCGUCGUGUGCAACUCCGGCCGCGGCUGCGCGCAUCGCCGCCGGCUGAGGCUCUGUGCCUUGGAGUCACUGCGGGCCUAUACGCUCCCUGGCUGCUGAAACCGGCGCUGGAGGAUUUGAUGCCUGACGCCGCUGGCGGUGCGGGACGUGGCUGCUAG